AUAGCAGGGUUGUUUGCCGCUCGUAUUUGUGCAGAUGACUUCACCGAAGUUAUUAUCGUCGACCCAGAGGCAUUCAAGUCCCUGGACAGCGAGAACUCGAAAGGCAGCACCGGAUCUGCUGAUCACAGUAUCAGCUCUACUGGUCGUUCGCGGGUAUAUCAGUACCUAUCCUUACAUGCCUAUCAACCUUUUAGUCUUCUGGUUCUGCGAAAACUGUUCCCGGAUUUUAAUCAACAAUUAUCGGCUGUAGGGGGAUUCGCUGCAUCUGAUCCUCAAUUCCACACCUCUGGACGCCCGAUCCCUGCUCCAAAGAAAGUUCAGUUUGAGGCUAUGGCUUUGAGUAGAGAUAUCUAUGAACCACUCUUGCGCCGCCUCGUCUUGUGCCGCUUUUCAAAUAUCAAGCAAAUUACCGGUUCUGUAAUAGCCGUGCAACCUACUACGGACAACUGGGAACGUUUAGGAUCCGUCUCUGUCCAAUCCGGUGACGUUACGACAACUUAUGGUGCUGCACUUGUCAUUGAUUGCAGUGGACGCGCGUCCAGUGGCUAUCGAUGGUUCAAGGAUACACCAGUGGAUACCAAACAAAGUGAUACUCCUUCAGGUUAUUUACCGUAUGCAGAUCUCGCUCUCUCCUACGACCAUAAGCUUGGAUCGGCUACCUGCGAAUUCAUUGUUCCUGCCAACUUUUUGGAGACCAUUGGUUGUCCUAUCGAUCGCUCAUCCUCAAACCUCUAUGUGAGCAUACCAGAUUACAAACAAGACGGCAGGGCUAUUGUCAUUGCAUUACGUGAACACAACCGGCUCCAGAUCUCUUUCGGAGGUUACGAUAUUCGUGAGAAGAUGACUACAGUUGGAGAUGUUAGAACUUUUUUCUCGGAAAUGGUUCUACAUGAACCGCUCCCAGAGUGGGUGUCCAAUUUGCUGGAUGAGGUAGAAGAAAAACAAUAUCCUCCAUCUAUAUGGACAUGGCGUGUCCCGCCUUCAACAUACAUCCAGUAUCAUCGCGCGGCCAAAUUACCCUGUAACUUUAUUGCUAUAGGAGAUUCUGUACUUACCUUGAAUCCAGUGCCAGGGCAAGGCUGCACUAAGGCUUGCAUUGAGGCUGUCACGCUGAAUAGUUUGCUGAAGUCCGUGCGGGAAGUGGAUGCCAUUGGCAAUAUUGUUAUCCCGUCUGGUUUCAGUAACAAGUUCUUCCGAUCUCAACUAUACCGCACAGGUCGCUUAUGGGACUCGAAUCGGGCCUCAGACUAUGGGUACGAGACUGUAGUUCCUGUGAAGGGUGAUGAUCAUUCUUUUGGCAAAGAUCAGAGAGAAUUUAUUCACGGGAAGCUUCUUCCAAUGAUUAUCACGGAUGACGAGACCUCAACAAUAUUCUGGGCUGUUAGCGCAUUCUUGGAGGCCCCAACUGAGAUGAUGUUCCCGUCCUUUUUGUUUAAAGUCUGGUGGAACUCCACGAAAGCCCGGCUUUUUUCAAGCUGAAAACUCAAUCCAUGGACUUUGGCCUAUCGCUUCUUAGUAUACUAGCUUGUUAAAGUACCUCACCUCUCCGUAGAUAUAGUACACUAAAUUUAUCUAGUCGAAUACAUGCAAUUGC
Serpula lacrymans var. lacrymans S7.9 is the source of this 1594-nucleotide messenger RNA. RefSeq lists its product as uncharacterized. The coding region runs from base 331 to 1479 and encodes 382 amino acids. NCBI's taxonomy places the organism in Eukaryota, Fungi, Basidiomycota, Agaricomycetes, Boletales, Serpulaceae. The record is from RefSeq and is a predicted model, not a curated record. The transcript is spliced from 8 exons.